Messenger RNA from Vavraia culicis subsp. floridensis, 996 nucleotides. RefSeq lists its product as uncharacterized. Bases 1 to 972 code for a protein of 323 amino acids. The record is from RefSeq and is a predicted model, not a curated record. NCBI's taxonomy places the organism in Eukaryota, Fungi, Microsporidia, Pleistophoridae. The transcript has a single exon.
AUGCUAAAGAAACUGAACAAAAUACGCAACAAGGUGAGCAAAAGAGGUGCAAAUCCUGACGAGUACAUUAAUGCCGUUAAGUCUUUAAAAAAACAAGAUGCUAAGAACAGGGAGGUAUACAACGCUGAAAUUAUUAUCCAAAGAUUGAACACAUCCAAGUCGGCAGAAGUAAAGCACAGACUGAUGCGAAAGGUACAAAACAAAAUACCCAAAUUGAGAGAGGUUGACUCCUUGUAUGCACGGUAUGUCGAGACAUUAUCGCUAUUGUACGCAGGUAAUGAGAAGGGUAGCGAGUCGAUGCGUGUUAUGUCCGAUGAAAUAUAUGAAUAUGAUGCUUUUUAUACAAAUCUGUUGGUGGUGCAAGAGCAGGGAUUGAAAAGAGAGAUAAAAGACUUUGAUAUUUUGAAAUAUGGCAUUCUGAUUAAGUUCAACACAGAAACGGAGAAAAAAUAUUUUUUGGACCAUCAGAUGCUCCGUGGUGACAGUUUUGAUGCCAAUUUGGCGAAUUAUAUGACACAACUUGACAAAAUGAAAGCAAAGGUAGAGAAAAACAUGAGAGAAAUGCGUAGCUUUCCUUUGAAAAAGACAAGUAUUGUAAAUAUGAGACGCUUUUUAGAGACAUUCUGUGUUUUUCUUGAGCAAAAUUAUGUUGAAUACGAAACCAUAAAAGCAUUAAUGAGCGAUGUUUGCCGUAUUGAGAAGUUCCUUGAUGAAAUUGUUUACAGACUUAAAUCUGGCCGUAGUAGGUGGGAUAUUGCCAAUUUUAGCUUGGAGCAUUUUUCUGAGCUGAAUCAAUACAUUGAGAGAGACCUAAAGCUUUUUGAUAGUGAAGGGUUCAAUGCAAAAGCGCAAAUUUUGGAAAAGGUUGCACAAAAUCUCGAGAAGAGGGAGAUCCUACCGUUCUUGCCUAUCUUCUACGACAUAGCGUACGAUCAUAUCCAGUUCCCAGAGAUAAAUGAUGGCAGCUCGUAAAGUAAAGUUUCAUUUUCAUACAUA